Messenger RNA from Closterium sp. NIES-67, 5728 nucleotides. The record is from the annotation of a GenBank genome assembly. NCBI's taxonomy places the organism in Eukaryota, Viridiplantae, Streptophyta, Zygnematophyceae, Desmidiales, Closteriaceae.
CCCAUGUUGGCGCCCCACUAGCUUCUUCGCCCUUCUCUUUAGCUGUCAGCAGCGUGCGUCGCACAUGCAAGCUGUGGGGAUGAUUGCGUCGCGGGGCUUUCGUGUGGAUGUGAAUGCAUCGCGGGCCAGUCAAGUGGGGAUGAAUAUGCGGUCGCAUGGAGAUGAAUAUGCGGUCAUGUGAGAUGAAUCUAGAGCGGCACGGUCAUGUGGAGAUGAAUGCAUGCGGUCGUGUGGAGAUGGAUGCAUCGCGCGGCGGUCGUGUGGACGUGAAUGCUUUGCAGGGCCAUCGUGACGAGGUGAAUGCAUCGCCGCGCGGCGAUCGCGAGGCGAAGUUGUGGUGCUUGGAUAAUGGCUAGGCUCGGACGCAGAGCCGUUCGCCACCUUGUGGUGCAGCCGCGACUUGCGAAUCGGAUUCGCGAAGCGGCGACGACGAGACGACGCCGUCGCCGGGCCUGGCAGAGCUGGCGGAUGUGAGUGGCGGCGGGGUCGAGGCGGCGGCCGCUGUGGCCUUGACCUCCGGAUUGAAGGAGGUACUACCAGAGGAAAGUGAGGCGAGCAAGCCAAGAAGCGAGGCGAGGACUCCGAGUGUGACACAUGUUGGUGCGGACGCCGGUGGUGCUACCACUACUGGCGGUGGAGAUAAGACUGACUCGCACCUGCAGGAGGGCGAGGAAGAGGGCGUGGCGGAUCCGAGACUGAGCAUUUUCUCCAUCCUCACCCUGUCUUGGCUGUCCCCGCUGAUGGCUGUGGGGGUGCGCCAGGUGCUGGGCCCGUGCGACCUCUACCCUCUGCCCUCCGCCUUCUCCGCCCAGCACCUGGGCGCGCAGCUCUCCGCGCUCCUGGCGCCGCGCACCCCGCAGCAGCAGCAGCAGCAGCUGGCAGGGGAGACGGGCGCGGAAGGAGACGGGAGAAAGGCGGAGGGAGGGGAGAGGGGAGGGGGAGCAUGGAAGGGACGGUUCUGGGUGGCGUGCCUGUGGCCGUUCAGGUGGCGGCUCGUGCUGGUGGCGGCGCUGGUGCUGUUGCAGUCGGGGCAGCGCAUCGCCACCGCCAUAGUGCUGCGACAGCUCAUUCGGUUUCUGCAGGACGCACAGGACCUGGGGGCAGGCGGCCCCGCCUGGCAGGGGUACGUGAUGGCGGCGCUGCUGGGGGUGCUGGCGCUGGGCUUCACGGCGGUGGACCAGCAGCUCUGGAUGCUCUCGCACAUCGCCGGUUGGAACCUCAGGGUCUCCUCCAUGGCCCUCAUGUAUCGCAAGAUCCUGUCGCUGAACGGGGCUGCGCUGAGUGGCAUCUCCACGGGCCACUGCAUCAACCUCAUGUCCAACGACGUGCGCCGCUUCGACGAGCUCCCCAUGUUCGCACAAUUCCUCUGGGCGGCGCCUCUGGAGCUGGUGGUGGUGACGGCGCUCAUAGCCCUCGAGGUGGGCCCCCAGCCGGCCUUCGCUGGCAUCGCGGCUCUCCUCGCCCUCAUUCCCCUGCAGGCUCUGUUUGGCCACCUGUUUGCCAAGCUGCGGCUCAAAACGGCCAAGUUCACGGAUGCGAGGGUGAAGAUGACUGGCGAGGUGCUGUCCGGCAUUCUCGCCGUGAAGAUGUUUGCAUGGGAGGCACCCUUCUCCACCUUCAUUCAGAGCAUUCGCAACCGCGAGCGCACCAACAUAGAGCGGGCGGCGUCCAUCAAGGCGUUCAACAAGGCAGUGAACUUCAUGGCGUCGUCCCUGGUGGCGCUGCUCAUCUUCGCCACGUACUCGCUGCAGGGGGGGCGCCUGCAGCCCUCCACCGUGUUCUAUGUCAUCGCACUUGUGCAGCUGCCCCGGCAGUGGAUGUGUGUGCUCUUCUCAAUGGGCGUCGAGCGCGUGGCAGAGGCUGCUGUGAGCUUCGCAAGGCUCGAGGAAUUUGUGCAGCUGCCGAGCAGCACUGACAGAAGAGAGGACGAAAGGUCGACACCAUCCAGUGACCAGCACAGGCUUGCAGGAGGGACGAAUGGAGGAGAAGAGAAGAGCGGUCGGCAAUUGCUGGAACAGGACCAGGCAGCUUCUCCUGUUGCUGCUGCUGCCGCUGUCAGUGGUGGUGGUGGUGCUGCUGGAGAGGGGGCAGGGCAGAGGGGCGGAGAGCGAAGGAGCGUGUGUGAGCUGGUGAACGCCUCGUUCGGGUGGAGAGUGGGCGCAGGCAAGUCAGUGCUGCUGGACGGCAUUCUGGGUGAUGCUGAGCUGCUGGGGGGGCGGCUGGAGUGCAGCGCUGGCAGAAUAGCAUAUGCUGCACAGAAGCCGUUCAUAAUGGCAGGAUCAUUGAAGGACAACAUCAUCUUCGGCCGUCCAUUUCAACAGCAUCUGUACGAUCAGGUGGUGGAGGCGUGUGCGCUGCGGCGGGACAUAGCGAGCUGGCCGAGGGGCGACCUCACAGAGUUUGGGGAGAGGGGAGUGAACCUGAGCGGGGGGCAGCGCGCGCGCGUGGGGCUGGCGCGAGCAGCGUACGCCAGGGAUGCGGCGCUGCUGCUGCUGGACGACCCGCUGGCCGCCGUGGAUGCCGCCGUGGGCACCCACCUCCUGCACCACUGCAUCCUCGGGCUCAUGGCGGGGCGGCCCCGGAUCCUCGUCACGCACCAGAUGCAGUACCUGCACAGCUGCGACCGGGUGCUGGUGCUGGAAGGUGGCAGGGCAGUGGCGCUGGGUCCGUCCGCUGCGCUGGCCUCACAGGGGCUGCUGGGGGGCGACGAGGGGGAGGGGCACGUGGAGGUGGGGGAAGAGCAGGUGGGAGGGGGAGAGGCGAGAGAUGAGGAUGGCUUCUUAGCUGCUGGUGGCGUGGAUGAGGAGGAGGGCAGAGGGGGGAGAGGAGAAGGCAGAGGAGGAAGGGGGGUGAGGGGAGGAGUGAAGGGUUCUCGAGUGGGACUGAAGCACCAGUUUUUGUUCUCUGUCGGGGAUGAUGAUGACGAUGACACUGGUGAUGCUGCUGCUCAUUUCAAAGCUAGCUCUCCGCGUUGUUCCAUCGACAUUCAAAAGCUGGACCCUCAGCAAAGAAAUUUAAUCCAAGAAGCCUUCACCGCAUCAGCUACCAUUGGACCUGCUGCUGCAGCCUCGCUUGCAGCAUCUGAAGCCCCUGCAGCAGCAGCAACCGAUGCAGCAGCGGCAUCAGAUGCAGGAGCAGCAACAGCAGUGGCAGCUGCAGCAGCUGUAGCAUCAGAGGCAACAGCAGCAGCAGCAGUAGGAGGAGGAAGCAGCAGCAGCAGCAGCAAGGGCAGCAGCAGCAGAAGGAGCAGCAGGAGCAGCAGGAGGCGAAGCUUCCAAUGGUCUUCAGGCUCCCUUCCUCCCUUUCAUGAAGACCCGUCCUUCCAAGCACUGCUUCUGCAGCGCCUUCGCAAGCUCACGAAACGUGACCCGUCCCUGCAUCACGGGCAGCGUGGAGGGAAGCUGCCACGAAGCCACAGCAUCACGGGCAGCAUGGGCAUCAUGGCCCUGCCAGGAGAACGAGCAGGAGGAGUGGAUGGGUUGAUGGAGGGUGGUGAGGGCAUGGAGGAUGAAGAUGUUGGACAAGGCUUGGUGCAGGAGGAGGGGAAGGAGGCAGGAAUGGUUGGUGUGGGAGUGUAUCUGGGAUAUGCCAAGAGGGUCGGUGUCUUGCGGUCGCUGCUGCUCCUUGUCCUCCUUGCUCUCGGGCAAAUCCUCGCUUGUGCUGGCGACUGGUUCCUCGCCUUCUGGUCGCAGAAGAAGGACCAAUCAUGGCCCUACACUCUCAUGUACACAGGCAUAGUGCUGGCAGGGGUCGCCCUUUCAUUCGUGCGCUCCGUGCUCUUCUUCCGGUGGUGCGUGCGCGCCGCCUCGCGCAUCCACGCCGCUAUGCUGGCGGCUGUGCUGGGCUCGCCGCUCGCCUUCUUCCACGCCAACCCCAUCGGCCGCGUGCUCAACCGCUUCUCCGCUGAUCAGGGCAUCCUGGACGACCAGCUGCCACUCACGCUCUUCAACUAUGCUCAGGAGCUGAGUCUGGUAGUGGCGUCAAUAGUGAUGGUGGCGCUGGGCCUGCCGUGGGUCCUCCUCGCCAUGCUGCUCGUCUUCCUGCUCUUCCUGCGCCUGCGCUACAUCUUCGUCUGCACCUCCCGCGAGGCCAAGAGGCUCGAGGCUGUCACUCGCAGCCCUGUCUACGCGCACUAUGCUGCCACCAUCCAGGGCCUGGCGACCAUACGGGCGUUCGGAGCACAACAGCAGGCGGAGGGCACCUUCCACCGGCUGCUCAACGCCAACGGCCGCGCCUUCUACUGCUGGCUCGCCGCCUCGCACUGGAUGGCCUUCCGCCUCGACGCCAUCGUCUCUCUCUUCGUGCUGCUCGUCGCCACGCUUGCUGUCGCUCUCAGGGCGUCCCUGCCACCGGGGCUGGUGGCUCUGGCGCUCAGCUACACUCUGCAGCUCUCCAAACGGCUGCAGUGGGCCGUGCGGCAAGGGGCCGAGACUGAAAACAUGUUCACGGGGGUUGAGCGCGCACUCUACUAUACACACUUGCCCCAGGAGGAGGGGGAAGGGGGGAGGCGAGGAGUGGGAAAGAAACCAACUGUUGGAUUUUGCGCCAAGUGGAAAGAAGCUGGAAAGGAGGGGACAGGGAAAGGGACGGAGGGAGAGGAGCGGCAGGUGGUGGGUGAGUGGCCGAGUGAGGGGGCGGUGAGUGUGGAGGGGGUGACGGUGCGGUAUCGCCCCGGGCUGGAGCCAGUGCUGCAGGAUGUCACCUUCCAGCUGCGCGGCGGAGAGAAGUGCGGCGUCGUGGGGCGCACUGGCGCGGGCAAGUCCACACUAAUGCUGGCGUUCUUCCGCCUGGUGCAGCCGACCAGCGGGCGCAUCCUCAUCGAUGGAGUGGACACCUCCUUCAUCUCCCUCACACGCCUGCGCCACAGUGUCAUGGCCAUACCGCAGGAUCCCGUACUCUUUGGCAGCUCCCUCCGAUUCAACCUCGACCCUUUCCAGCAGCACCCGGACGCAGCGCUGUGGGAAGCGCUGGAUGCGGUGCAGCUGAGGGGAAUGGUGGGCGGGCUGCAGAGGGGGCUGGAGGCGAGCAUGAGCGAAUUUGGGGACAACUUCUCCGUGGGGCAGCGGCAGCUCGUGUGCCUCGCACGUGCCAUUGUGCAGCGGAGCCCUGUUGUGCUGAUGGACGAGGCGACGGCGAAUGUGGACUUGGCAACAGACGCACUCAUCCAGAGCACCAUCCGGCGGCAGUUCGCCGUCAGCACCGUCAUCACCAUCGCGCACCGCCUGCACACCAUCAUCGACGCCCACAAGGUGCUGGUUCUAGAGCAAGGCCGAGUGGUGGAGUUUGCAUCGCCACGGCAGCUGGUCGCAGAUAAGAAGGGUUCCUUUUCCCGCAUGCUCUCCGAUACUGGCCGCUCCGCAGAGGCCUCGCUUCGCUCUUCGUUUGCCAGAGAUGCCUCGCCUGAGGCUGAAGUAACAGAGGAGGGCCCCUCUUGAAAGCUACAACGAUGGUGCCCCAUGAUUUGUCUCAACUGUUUGCAUCUUGGAGGAUCGAGUUGAGGGGGUGGCAGUAUGCAUUUUGGGAGGGUUGGGGUUUAGGGAAAUAAUGCAUGGCUUUGGGAUGCUCCGUUGCCGAAGGCAAUGCGUACUAAUGGUAGCCCUGGGAGAAGGCACCCCCCGCUUGCUUUUGCAAUUUCUUAUCUACCAUGAAUAUGUUAGAAUACGAGAAUGAACUAGAAGCAAGUGUUAAAAUUAUAUAAGUUAUAAUUUAAUAUAGGCUUGGUAGGUUG